CCAUCUGUGCCCGCGCGCUCACGUCGGGCAUGCGCGCUGAGCGCGUCCCCGCAACUUCCUCCGGACAGUGAGCGAGCAUUUACCCCCAGACACAGGGAGCGGCCCCCCUGGACACCCAGCACGAUGCCACGCUGUCUGGUAAAAUCAUGCACUUCAAAGCAAGUGCAUGGUCAAAAAACAGGUGCUGUUGCAAUGCACCUGUUCCCUAAAUCACCAAGUAAAAUCAAACUUUGGAUGGAGAACAUUGGGCAGAAAUUUGAAGAUAUGGAUGCAACAAUCAAGGAAAUAGUUGGAGCAAAACGUGGCUGCUACAGAAUUUGUUCUGCACAUUUCACCCGUGAUUCAUUCGAGCAGAUUGGAUCGCGCAGGUUUUUAAAGAAAAAUGCCGCUCCCACUAUAUUCCAAGAUUAUCAUGGAUGCAGUAUUGCUGCGCCAGUUCAAACGCAGAAACACAAUGCAGUUAAUAGACAGACCCUCGCCCCAGCAGCUGGAAAUACUGCAUCCAUUGCUGCCAAUACAAGCAAACUAGAAGCAGAAAGUGAUGGGGAGAGAGAAGAAUUUAUAUUGAGUGGAACAACAAACGUGGACAGUUGGGAGCAUUGCUAUUCAGGUAAACCUUCACAGAUGCUCCAGGGAAAAGGAAAAGUAUUGAAGAAAAGUGUUGGGACUACAACAAAAGGCUUACUAAAGUCAAAAUCUGUUGGCAUGUGGACAGGGCCUUAUGAAUUUUUUAUGGAAGAAGUGUCACGUUCUACUGACGAGAUUUCAACAUCAAAAGCCGGUAAAUGUACAUCCGCAUGGACUGCUAACCUACAGCAAGAUGGACGUGAGCAAGAAAACCAGAAAACAAGCAACGUUAAAGAUGAGAGAGAGAAUUUUGUGACUGGUGCACCGUUUUGUUCAAUGGAAAAUACAAAUGUCUCUGUUAAGGCUGAGCCAAACGACGAAACCCAUACCUCCAACGUAAGCAGCUAUAGUACAGCAGGUGACAUCUUAAAUGACGAUAAAGAUGAGAAAGGCGUUUUUUCUCUUGAUACCAGUGUUGUGGCUGGUGUACCUUUUUGUUCAAUGGAAAAUACAAAUGUAUCAGUUAAGACCGAGCCAAACAACGAAACGUAUAUCCCCAAUACAAGCAGCUAUAAUACUGGUGAUCACACCCUACACAACGUUAAAGAUGAGAGGGAAAAUACAAAUGUAUCUGUUAAUGUGGAGCCAAACGACGAAACUUAUACACAUAGCAUAAGCAGCAUUAAAACCGGUGAUCAGACCCUACAUGACGUUAAAGAUGAGAGAGAAGAUUUUACUCUACGUGCUUGUGUGGGGACUGCUGCAGCUUUUUGUUCAAUGGGAAAUACAAAUAUAUCUGUUAAGGUGGAGCCAAAGGAUGAAACGUAUACCCUUAACAUAGGCAGCUCUGCUAUUCGUGAUCACACCUUACAUGACGUUAAAGAUGAGAGAGAACAUUUUUCUCUUGAUGCUGGUGCUGUGAUUGGUGCACCUUUGUGUUUAAUGGAAAAUAAAAAUGUAUCUGUUAAGACUGAGCCAGAUGACGAAACAUAUACCCCCAACACAAGCAGCUAUACUGCCGCUGAUGACACCUUAGAUGAUUUUGACACAAGCGCAGUGGAGGAAAAUAAAUUUAUUGUGUUUGAAUCCUCACUAGAUCUACUUAUACAAAGAAUAAGAUGUGCACACAGAGGGAUGUGUGAGAGACGUAUCUUAAAGAAAGACAAAAUCAUAACAGGUUCUUGCUUAACUGUUCUAGGUACUUGUGAACAUGGACAUGUUACACAGCUAUGGAGAAGCCAGCCACUUGUAAACAAAAUACCACUUAGAAAUGUAAUUUAUUUCUGAAUGGGGAGGAUGCCUACUACAUGGCAACUGAUUCACGUACUGCCCACCCGCAGGAGAAGAUCAUCUGUUUCCAGGAAAAUAUGGUGGAUUUGAUGCCUCUUAAGCGCAGGAUAAAGACUAUAACAUUGGCAUUCCUGCUGUGAUAGUGUCAGUGCCAGCCAUGUAGGUGGAUGGUGAUCCUGGGUAUGGUAGUUCAGAGUACUGCAUAAUUGAGCUGUUUUUCACUAAACACUACAGUGCAGUACAUUAAAGACUAAAUGCCAAAAUAAAGUUGAUCAGGGUUGUUUGUUAAAGUAAGAAUAAUUAGAAAAUC
Messenger RNA from Pelobates fuscus (common spadefoot toad), 2167 nucleotides. RefSeq lists its product as uncharacterized. The transcript is spliced from 2 exons. Lineage: Eukaryota; Metazoa; Chordata; Amphibia; Anura; Pelobatidae. The coding region runs from base 124 to 1854 and encodes 576 amino acids. The record is from RefSeq and is a predicted model, not a curated record.